AUGAACUUCUUCCCGAUAACCUUGCGCAAUACGAUGAAGUUGGUUAUCCCUAGCAGUUUGGGUAUCAUGAAUCGUGCGAAGGCCUCAGAAGCUCUACUGGUUAUGCAAAGUAUCGCUAGAAACUUACAGGAGACGAAUGUGGUACAGAAAACACCGGUGAGUAUACUUCGUGCAUUCUACACUGUAUUUGAGAAGCUUCCUCAAUGCAAUAGAACUGCUGACGAAUUAUUUCGUGUCUAUCGUGGUACGACUGGGAGCUCGGGCUUAGGAAAGUCCUACGCUGGUAUUCUGAAAGGCUUGUUCGAGGAUCGGUGCUACGUGGAUAUUGAUGUCCUGUCACAUAUUGCGGAGAUGGAGGCUCAAAUACGAGUUUUUGAUCAGCGGAGUGUUAUCUCAACACCAUUCUCAUGGGAAGUCCUCAAUGCCAUUUUCCGCCAUGAUUGGUCACGCAGCCUGAAGGCGAGCGAUUUGGAGCAGGGCAGUAAAGCUGCCAAUAUGAUAUCCUACAGCAACAAGUUCUUCGACCCCAGAUCAUGCGGAGACGUUAUGAGGAGCCACGCCAUGCUCGGUAAAGAGUCCUUGCUGUUAGACGA
Molecule: messenger RNA, 593 nt
Organism: Perkinsus marinus ATCC 50983
Lineage: Eukaryota; Perkinsozoa; Perkinsida; Perkinsidae
Exons: 1
Source: RefSeq, a predicted model, not a curated record